AUGGCAUUUUGUAUUGGGCCGUUCUGCGGAAAAUUUCGCGAUGAACUGGGUGGUGACUCCGAUAGUGAGGAAGACGAGGAUGGAAGCAGCAUGCGGGCGAAGAACAAAAAAAAGGGGAAAAGGAGAAGGCCCAAAAAAGAAAGAAACGUGGCCUCUGCGGGCAUGAUGUGGGCGCCGUACUUGAGCGAAGUGCGAGUCCUUGUGAAGGGUCGAGGUCAGGUGGGCGAAGGGGAAAUGAAGGCAGUCACACAGCUCAAGACACCUUACAACCAAAGCAUUUCCGAGAACAUGCUCGCCCGUAUCAACCAGUUGCAGCAAGUUGAAAUCAUCGAGAUUGCUAAAUGCAACCUCGAUCGUAUUCCCCCCUCUCUUGAGGAGCUGGAGGGCCUCAUGACGCUGUGCCUUUCCUACAACAAUAUCCGCAAAUUUUCACAAGAAUUGGGGCGAUGUGAAGCUCUGGAGAGAAUUGUCCUGGAUUGGAACCAGAUCAGUGAAAUUGAGCCUGGAAUAUUCUCAGAGGGCACCUUUCCGAAGCUGGAGGUUAUCAAUUUGUCUCACAACCGUAUCGCAUUUUUACCGUCGGAUUUUCCAAAAACCGCGUCGCAGAGCGUCAACGGCCUGCAGUAUGUGGACCUGUCCUACAACCAGUUAACAUCGGUGCCAGCAGCGCUUAUGCAAUGCAGGUCUCUGAAGGAGCUGAAUCUCUCUCACAACAAGAUGAGCAAACUACCAGAGGAAUAUGGGUUGCAGAAGCUGAAGAAGCUCUUCCUGUCUUUCAAUGAGCUGUCUGCGCUUCCAGAGAACAUCGGUACCAGCAAGGAGCUUGAGAAGCUGCGCAUCACUUCAAACCAAAUCAAGAGGCUCCCAUACUCGAUCCUCAAGCUCUGGAAGAAGGAGGGCGGAAAGUUGGAAGAGCUCCUAGUGGACCGAAACCCACUGCAAGUACCCAGCAUCACAGCGUUCGAGAUGGAAGCAGGAAUGGUUGGCAUGGACAGAGCCUUCCACUUGCUGCAGGAGAGCAAGAUGGAGCAAGAACUUGAGGCCCAGAGGAAGCAGCAUGUGACCGAGCAGCUGGCGAAUGUCCAGCAGGAUGUCGCCGUACCAGCUAUCACAGACACAGCCGAACAGCCUGUUGCAGCAAGCUCUCCUGAUCCUGUUGAUGAUCACCUUGAUUCCUGGUAUUUUGGACACUGCGCAGGUGACCAGGCCAAGGUCCGCGAGAUUCGGGAUGCUGAGCAGAGUUUUCUCGUUAAGAAGAGGCACACUUACUUGGCCAUGCAGAGGAAGAUUGCUGAAAGUGCUCAGGCGGCCAAAGGUGAGAUACCCGAGUACAUGAAGGUGUUUAUGGAUGAGAAAAGCUACCAAAACUAUCGUGGCCGCGUUCAUGAGCAGGACAUUGACCUGAACUUCAUCCUCUUUGUUUUCGCUGCGAAGCCAAUGUACAAGUCUGCACAGACUUGGUUCGACAAGUUCGAAGUUGGCGAGAAGGGCUAUAUGUCCAAGCAGGAGUGGUAUGAGCUGUGUCUGAACUCUCCUCUGGAUGUGCGACAGAAGAUGAUGGAUGACCUUUGGGAUGUCCUCUUCGACAGCUCUGUGAACACGAGCGGCCUGACAGAGUCCUGUUUCAUCGCAGCGUGCCAGAUACACGACCUGGAGGUGCGUGACCCUUACAUCGAGCGCAUGGCUGGAGCCCUUUGUUUGGAUUACUUCGACAACACGAUCUCCGAAAUCGAAGCCAAGCUGGCGCCCAGCAAGAUGGAGUUUGGUGAUGGCGACGGCGAGCACGCCGGGAGCAGGUUAGAAGAGCAGGCUCGCAGCUUGAACGAACCGACUGGUCUGAAAAGUGCGAACCAGCCGUUAGUGAAGCUGCAUACAGGUAGUUCUCACACUGCCAAAGAAGUGCACUCCUUGAAAGAGCUUCUGAAAAAGGUCAGUCUCACAGACUAUGAUGUCCAGCAAGUCAGCCAUUUGGAUGGCAUGGAGGAAGGGAGCGAAGCAGAGUCUGAGAAGUCUCGGGACUCUGCCGAGUUGUCCGAAGAUGAAACCUCUGAGAUGUCUGAGUUUGAUGCCCAAGCCUUCCUGCAAGAGGAGGAACAAGCCAAUCUUAAGACUUCCAGCAAGACACACCAGCGCCUGGCGAUCGGCAGUGAUGCAUCCCUUCGGCAGCUGAUGGAGGCUCCCUUGCAGGAGAUCUUUCGAGGCAGACGCGAUGCUAUGCGAGCCACGGAGGUCUCGGGCCCCUACAAGCGACAGGUGGUCAUCAAACCCCAACGCAACAACAGGCAACAAUCAGACGAGCUCUCUGUUCGGCGAGCUUUGCGUGAUGUCUAUCGGAGUAUGCCGUUCCUCGACUUCUCCGCAUUCGUCAGUUUUCUCCUCCGAACGCUCCACAGUAUCAAGGAAGACAAGCACGACAAUGCAAAAGGUUUAAGCUGUUCAUGGCACGAUGACGAUCCUUCGUUCCGGCAUGCUGUCGGAGCUGCCGGCCUGAAUAAGUACACGUGCCGUCUUCUGGAGAUCAUGGGGUUUGUGCACUUGAACAGCAUCUGUUGGAUUUGGCCAACGGUCCACUUGAAGUCUGCCAAGCAUGGCAAGUGCUGGGGGCACUUGCAAGUGCCGCCCGACUGUCCUGGUUUGGUCAAGAGCCGGCUGGAGCGCAUGAUCCAAGUGCUCACCCAGUGCCUGGUGGCCAUCAAUGACAAGGGCCCUGCAUUCACAG
Symbiodinium pilosum is the source of this 2719-nucleotide messenger RNA. The record is from the annotation of a GenBank genome assembly. Lineage: Eukaryota; Dinophyceae; Suessiales; Symbiodiniaceae.